GGCGGCGGCGGCAGCGGCGGCUGCAGGGGAGGAGGAGCCGCGGGCACCGCGGAGCGCCCGGAACCCGGCGCCGAGACUGAGGCGCAGUCAAGGAGGUUGGAGAGAAAUCUUUCACUGAGUGAAUGAAUACUCUCACAAAAUCACCCAAAUGUUCCUUUGCCUGAGGACAGGAUUUCAUCUUUGAAACAAGAAGUUUCUCCGGAAGGAAUGCCUGUGUUCCAAGGUCAUGACACUGUGACGAAGGGUUUGGAGAAAUGGAUGGCCUCUUAGAGAUACAUCCGAGCUGUGGUUCAUGAUUCAGAUAGACUUGGCCUAGAGACUCUCUUCUACCUUUCACAUUCUGGAAAUCUAUGAAAGCUUGGUGAGUCCUAUCACCAUGUUCUGGAAGUUUGAUUUGAACACAACAUCCCAUGUUGAUAAACUGCUGGACAAGGAGGAUGUAACUCUGCAUGAGUUGAUGGAUGAAGAUGACAUCCUACAGGAAUGUAAAGCACAGAACCGCAAGCUUCUGGACUUCCUCUGCCAACAGGAGUGUAUGGAGGAGCUGGUGAGCCUCAUCACUCAUGACCCACCCCUGGACAUGGAAGAGAAGGUCCGCUUCAAAUAUCCCAACACAGCCUGUGAACUCCUGACCUCUGAUGUGCCACAGAUCAAUGAUAAGCUGGGAGGAGAUGAAACUUUACUGAACAUCCUUUAUGAUUUUUUGGACCAUGAGCCACCUCUCAACCCUCUACUGGCCAGCUUUUUCAGCAAGACCAUUGGCAAUCUUAUUGCAAGGAAAACCGAACAGGUGAUCACAUUUCUGAAAAAGAAAGACCAGUUUAUUAGUCUGGUACUCAAGCACAUUGACACCUCUGCCAUGAUGGACCUGCUACUUCGCUUGAUAAGCUGUGUGGAACCUACAACUCUUCGGCAGGAAGUCUUGAAUUGGCUGAAUGAAGAGAACAUCAUUGAGAGGCUGGUGGAGCUGAUUCACUCAAACCAGGAUGAAGAUAGACAAUCAAAUGCUUCUCAGACCCUCUGUGAUAUCAUUCGACUCAGCAGAGACCAGAGCAAUCAGAUGCAAGAGCUUUCUGAGCCUGACCCCCUCCUCGCAGCCCUGGAGUCACAGGGAUGUGUGGAACAGCUUCUAAAGAACAUGUUUGAUGGAGACUUGACUGAAAACUGUUUAGUCAAUGGCACUCAAAUUUUACUGACAUUGUUGGAAACAAGAAGAUCUGGGGUGGAGGGCCUGAUGGACUCAUUCUCUCAGGGACUUGAAAGGUCUUACACUGUUAAUAGCAGCAUAUUGCAUGGCAUUGAACCAUGGCUGAAAGACUUUCAUCAGCUUCUUCUCAACCCUCCAAAGAAAAUGUCCAUUCUGACCACCAUCGGUGUCCUAGAGGAGCCCCUGGGAAACGCUCGACUUCACGCGGCGCGGCUGAUUGCUGCCUUGCUGCACACCAACACACCCAGUAUUAACCGCGAGUUGUGUCGGCUCAACACCAUGAACCUGCUUCUUGACUUGUUUUUUAAGUUUACCUGGAAUAACUUCCUGCACUUCCAAGUGGAGCUGUGCAUAGCAGCCAUUCUGUCUCACUCUGGCCGGGAAGGAGGAUCUUCAACCAGCGACUCUGAUUGCCGAGAGGACAUAAACAGUGGCAAUGAAAACUUGGAAAAAAACGAGUCUUCAGAAAUCAUCUGUGAAAACGUGAUGGUGACCCACCUGUUCCAGAAGUGCCACUUGGUGCAGAGGAUCUUGGAUGCCUGGGAAGCCAACGACAGAAUCCAGGCCGAAGGCGGGAUGAGGAGGGGAAACAUGGGCCACCUCACCCGAAUAGCCAACGCUGUUGUCCAGAACAUGGAGAAGGGCCCCAUUCGGUCUCAGAUCUGCUCAUUCAUCAAAGAGCUUCCCGAGGAUUGCCGAGGGCGGUGGGAGAGCUUUGUGGAGGAGACGCUGCCGGAGACCAACCGGAAAAACACCGUCGACCUGGUGAGCACUCACCAUCUUCACUCUUCCAGCGAGGAUGAGGACAUGGAAAGCGCUUUUCCAAACGAGCUGUCCCUGCAGCAGGCCUUCUCUGAGUACCAGAUCCAGCAGAUGACGGCUAACUUCGUGGAUCAGUUCGGCUUCAAUGAUGAAGAAUUUGCAGACCAGGAUGAUAAUAUCAACGCCCCUUUUGACAGGAUUGCUGAGAUCAACUUCACCAUUGACGCCGACGAUGACAGUCCCAAUGCAUCUCUGUUUGAAGCGUGCUGCAAUGACCGGAUCCAGCCCUUCGAUGACAACGAGGAUGAAGAAGACAUCUGGGAGGACAAGGAAAUCAACUAUGCAACUCAAGCAAAAUCCAGAACCAGGUUUGGUGCUUCACAUACCUCAGAGUAUUCCAGGAAAAGCAAUCUGGAGAACGGGGAUCAGGAGGGCAGCGAGGACUCGGAGGAGGAGGAGGGGGCCGGGGAGGCCCGGCACGGGGCCGGCAUUCCUCUUUCGGGGAGCAGCAGCACCACCAACCUCACCCUGAAGGCUGAAGACCUGGCCGCCUCCGAAGGCUCUGGAUGGACAGCUGUAUUUGAUGAGCCAGUAAAUUCAAAGCCCCCUCCCUCAGGUGUGGCCAUGGACAUCGGUUCCCGUGUGUGGGAUGCAGCCGCUCCGGACACCGCCACUUCAGAGGAAAAAGGCUGGGCGAAGUUCACAGACUUCCAGUCUUUCUGCUGCUCGGAAUCGGGUCCUCGAUGCAGUUCUCCCGUGGACACAGGAAGUAGCACUUCGGAGGGAAAGCCCAAGCCCAGCCAGGACAAGAGCUUCGGCCCGGCUGCUCCUUGCGUCUGGAAUGUGUGUGUGGCAAGGAAGGCCCCCCUGGUGGCCUCCGACAGCAGCUCCUCGGGGGGCUCGGACAGUGAGGAGGAAGACGAGGAGGAGGAGGAGAAGAAAGCGGGUAUCAUCAUUGAAACUGUGGGCCCUGGGUCUGGGCAGGAAGGCCUCAAGCUGACAAUGGACACCAAGAAGGAGAAGGCCGUCUCGAGCAGCGACGCGGAGCCUCUGCUGAUCCACAAGCUGCCGACGGCAGAGAAGGGGGCGCCCAGUGCCUCGCAGCCCACCCCGGAGCCCCGGAGCCCCACCGCCCUCAGUUCGGCCACAGCAGCCUCCGCGAGCUUGCCCGUGGUGGCCACCUCGGUCGUCCUCACGGCCACCGUCUCCGCGGUAGCGACGAUGGCCGCCGCGGCUGCCGGGGAAACGAUGACGAAAGACAGGAAAGAGGAGGCGCCCCCUUCUCCGGAAGCCACGUUAAAUGGCCCUGCUUGAUGCUGCUGCCUCCCUCAGGCCACGUCUCCCUGAGGCCGGGCUGCUUCCACUUAGGCAAGAAAACUACCUGGUGAUGCAAAUGGUCUGGUUUUUUAUUUUAAUUUUAUUUUUUAAUAAAUGCUGCAUUGGUAAA
Molecule: messenger RNA, 3416 nt
Organism: Antechinus flavipes (yellow-footed antechinus)
Lineage: Eukaryota; Metazoa; Chordata; Mammalia; Dasyuromorphia; Dasyuridae
Gene: PPP6R2
Product: protein phosphatase 6 regulatory subunit 2
Exons: 25
Coding region: 377-3283 (968 amino acids)
Cellular component (GO): nucleus; cytosol
Molecular function (GO): protein phosphatase binding; protein phosphatase regulator activity
Source: RefSeq, a predicted model, not a curated record